Molecule: messenger RNA, 610 nt
Organism: Racocetra persica
Lineage: Eukaryota; Fungi; Glomeromycota; Glomeromycetes; Diversisporales; Gigasporaceae
Source: the annotation of a GenBank genome assembly
CUUUUUUGCCAAAACCUUCUUAGAACCAAAAACCUAUGAAACAGCAAGUCAAAAAAUUGAUAAUUUAAAAGAAAUACAGUCUUACGACUGUUUAAGAAUACAUGCAAUACGUGAAAUGCUAAUUAAGAAGAUUACUCUAUCAACAAAUUCAGUCUCUAAAGAAUUUAAGACAUUAUACAAAAAGACAUGUGAAUAUUUUGACAAUUUUCGGCAUAUAUUUAAUAAAAACAUAGCAGCCUUUGCUAAGGAUUUCUUAGUUAAAAAUCGUGAUCCAACAGAUGAAAAUCUUGAGCACUUCGUUGCUGAAAAAGUCUGCCAUCAAAAGCUUAGUAAAUACCUUGAUGCUAGUGACUUUUCUGAGUUCAAAAAAUCAUCUUCAAUCAAAUCUCUCGAAAGCUUCGUUGCUGAAAGUUUAAAAAUUCAUGUUGAAUAUCAAAUUGCAGUUCAUAAUAAAGAAAAACCUUCUUAUAGUGAAGAUGUCUUAGCAAAAAUUAAGAAACUUGAUCAACUCACCAUUCAUAUUACUAUUCCAUCAGCAAGUCGAUGCAAUUAUAUAAAUGAAUUGGAUCUUAAUCAAAUUAGUGGAGAGUUAUCCUCAGAUAAUAAAUAA